AAUAUAAUGCUGAUAUUUUACGACUAUUUUAUAUAUAUCUCAUUGCUUGUGUGCUUUAGAUCUGAGCUAAGGAGGGCCUGUUGGCCCUGACGGCUGACACAAAGUCCUCCUUAAUAAAAACCACAUCAGAGGAAAAUCUGCAGCUCAUAACAGGUAUCUAACACCCCCUUCUCCAUAACACUAAGGGGUGUUGGAAUCUGGUUAGGAGAAUCAAACUAGAAUCGAAGUGCUUCCAAGGUUGUGGUCUAGUACUGCUGGAAAUAUGGAUGAUUUUCCAAAGGUUUUGUGUGGGUGGAGCUGGGAGGAGAACAAGUUGUUUGAGCUCGCUUUGGCAGUGGUUGAUGAACAGGACCCAAAUCGGUGGGAAGUGGUUGCAGCCAUGGUUGGGGGCAACAAAAGUGCAGAGGAUGUCCAGAAACAUUAUGUGACCCUUUUGGAGGAUUUGCAGAUUAUAGAAUCUGGAAAGCUGGACCAUAAACUGGUGGAAACUCAGCCCUCUGUGGAAGUUGAUUCUCAAUCCAUAUGCUGGAGUGAUGAAGAUAACACUUGGAUUGCAGAUAUAAAGUUCUAACUCAAAAGCUUAACGACUUCUCUACUUCAUUUGUUGAUCUUUUGCCAAGGUAAAAAUGAUGCCUGCAUUAAAAGGUUCAUCUGUUUGAUUGUUUCCUUCAAAAUAGCUUGGAGUAAGUUGUUGGUCGAUUCAGAUAUUCUAUAGUUCUUAACUAAACUCCAAGGCCUAGAGUGAGAGAUAGACACAUUAAAAUGGGCCCAUAGCAUUUAAUGUCGUUUAAUGUUGUCUGAGCAAUUCUCUCAGACAACUAUAAAUACUAUAGGGUUCACUUCAUGUGCUUAUUUCUCUCCUAUUCUAAACUCUAGAGUUCUUGAGAAACUCUAAUGAGACAGCUUUCCUAUACAUCUGGUGUAAAACUUGAAAAACUGAAAAGAGAAUACAGAGAGCUCAUAAUCUUCAGCCAGAUGCCUUAUGCCUGCAAUCAGUAGCUGCUAGAGAUUAGUAGUUUGCUAGGUGUACGAUAUGGAUCCAAUCGUUUCAUCCAUACAUAUUUGAUGAAAUUAUCUUAAUUCAUUUGAGUCGAUUGGUUCUGUGUUUUACAAGUAAUUAUUAGGUAGUCUUGAAGUACGAACAUGGACUCAUAUCCUAUCAAUUCAUUAAAAAUAAUUGCAUAUAUAAGCAGUUUCAAUAACAUAACGUUUUGUGAUCGAGAUGGAGCACCACAUCAUCAAUAUUCCGAGAGUAUCUAAUAAUUUUCCAUUAUUCACGACGUCUUUUGGUUUCUGAUUUUG
Molecule: messenger RNA, 1302 nt
Organism: Carya illinoinensis
Lineage: Eukaryota; Viridiplantae; Streptophyta; Magnoliopsida; Fagales; Juglandaceae
Product: protein RADIALIS-like 3
Exons: 3
Coding region: 263-571 (102 amino acids)
Molecular function (GO): DNA-binding transcription factor activity
Source: RefSeq, a predicted model, not a curated record